AGGCGGUGAUUGCUGCUCCUGCGUUAGGCGGUGAUUGCUGCUCCUGCGUGUUGCUUGUGCUGUGCAGGGGCUGGUGUUGCUCUUUUUUGGUGUUGUCAUCUUUGUUUGAAGUUAGAAGGUUCAAUCACGGUCUCAUCUACAGAUACGAUAUGGCUGAUUCAACCGACAACUCUGCUGAAACUAGUCAACGUAAUAAAAAAAGUGUUAGAGGUCCCACUAUGUUGAAAGCAAUUGAAAACGUUCGUAAAACGGGUAUAAAGAUCCCUCUCCAGUUUGAUCUAGAAACUGGAGAGUGUUAUGGUAACAAUGCCUCCCAUUUUAAGAGUUACGUAGCACUUCUUACUCGAGAAAGAUGCAGUAUUGCGAAAGAGUUGUGGAAACAUAUACCUGAAGGAGUAAAAAAUGCUAUGUGGACAGAUAUUAAGGCUAUUUUUGUUAUACCCGAGUUUGAUGAUGCAAAAAGGAAUGAUCAUUUUAAGAAAAUAUGGUUUCACUAUGCGGCGGAGCGGUGGAAAGAUUUUAAAUCACGGUUGACUAGAACUUAUAUCACAGACCCCAAACCAGAUGACGUUCCUCCAUACGUCAAGUAUCCUUACAUCAAAAAAGAUAUAUGGGAAGAGUUUGUGAAGUAUCGACAGACCUCUGAUUUUAAGGAAAAAAGUCAAAAGGGUAGGGAGAAUCAUGCAAAGAAUGUUUACCCACAUGUAUUAUCCCGUGGAGGGUAUAAGAGGCUCGAGGAGCAGAUGAUCAAUGAAAAGAGAUUGUCCUUAUCGAAAGAUAGUUCUGGCUUAACUGAUGAUGAUCGUCAUCCAUCUCCACCGGAACGCUAUGAGACAUGGACGAGAGCACGACAAAAGAAAGGGGGAGAAUUCACAUCCGAGCCUGUAAAAAAAGUUGCUGAGAAAAUUGAGAAAAUUGUUGAAGACUCAAAAAAGGGUGACUUUGUUCCAACGGGACGUCACGAUGUCCUAGCAGAAGCCAUUGGAACACCUGAGCAUGGUGGUAGUGUUCGUGGUGUUGGAAAAAAACAUAACAUUACCACUUACUGGGGAAGAUCAAAGGUUUCACGUCAAAGUCAAGGUAUAGAUGUCAAAGAGCAACUAGCAGCAUUUAAAGCAGAUUUGGAAGCUAAGUUUGAGGAAAAGUUGGCGCAAGAGCGUAAGAUGAUGCAAGAUUCUCUUAUGGAGACACUAAAGUCCAUGGGUUUAUCCCAAACCUCUGAUACAAAUAAUAGAGUCAUGGUACCUGAAGCGCAAACUGAACAACUUGUUGUCACCGGAAGCGCAAAAGGGAGUUGUUCUCCUGCACCGGUCAAGAUGCAAAAUGAACUCAAGGAGGUUGUUGUCACUGAAAGCGCAAAAGGAAGUCGUUCUCCUGCACCGGUAGCAGAGGCUCAAGAUAACAUGGACGAUGUUCAGAAAUUGUUAAUCAUGGUUCUGAAAAGGGGUGAUGAUCAUUUGGAUGUAGAAUUAAUUCAUUGUUCAAUGUGUACUAAUUUUCUCAUGUCUUGCAAGUGUAUAAGAGAGUUGUUGGUGGGUUCUAUUUGGCUCGACAUGAGUACUCUAAGUGUUUGGUGCUCGUACAUUCAUCGUUUAUGCAUUGAAAACAACACCACAAAUGUAUAUGGAAUUUUGGAACCAACUUUUCUGAACAUUGUUGGUGAUGCUGGGAAAAAAAGUGAUCAGAGAAUAUCUCAAAGUAAAUGCAAGAAAUACAUCCAGCAUAAGUUACAAAAUGAAAAGAAAGAGUGUCAAUUAUUACCAUUUAACCAUGCGUAA
Trifolium pratense (red clover) is the source of this 1778-nucleotide messenger RNA. RefSeq lists its product as uncharacterized. Lineage: Eukaryota; Viridiplantae; Streptophyta; Magnoliopsida; Fabales; Fabaceae. The coding region runs from base 150 to 1778 and encodes 542 amino acids. The record is from RefSeq and is a predicted model, not a curated record. The transcript is spliced from 6 exons.